AUGGACUUCCCGAUGGACGAUCACUUUGAUUUCGACGCCUUCAUCAAUUGGCCCGAUAACGUGUCCCCCGCGCAUGAUGCCGCAGGGGGCGAGGAUGGAAGGGACCCGCUUGGAAGUGCGACUUUUGGGCAUGCGCAGCCACUAGCAGAAGCGAUACCUGGCUACAGUGCCAACACCGCCAAUGAUGAUACCGACCAGGUCACCGCCGCUCCCAUCCCACCACCAGGUGGCGUCGACACUCCAAGCUUGGGCCAAGAGUCGUCAAGCACAAACCCUAGUAAGAAAUGUGCCUGCAUGGUGUGCCUGGGAAUAGGCAUAGUAUUUAGUCGUGGCUCGAUCCCGUAUCUAUGUCAUUUUGCAGGCUGCAGCUGGGAUCCUGCGAUUUGGGCCAGAAAGUCCGAGUAUCGGGUGCAGCAUGAGAAGACCCAUUACGAGCGAGGUCCAGAAAACUCGCAAACCCCCUUUUACUGCCUCGUCGAGAAUUGCCGCUUCAGCUCAAAGCGUUGGUCGGACCUCCGCCGCCAUACCACCGCCAAACAUUGCAACAGUCCCAACACGUUCGCGUGCUCUGUGAUCGGAUGCAAGUACCAUGGAGAAGGCAAUGGCUUCACCAGAAAGGACAAGCUCACAGCCCACUACAAGAACAUGCACCAGGGGCAGAAAAUUCCCGGCCAGGCCGCACGAGCAAUCAAGCCAGCUCCAGCUUCAUCCCACGCCGAAGCAUCAGGGUCCAGUAGCAUUGGUGCGUAG
Molecule: messenger RNA, 750 nt
Organism: Letharia columbiana
Lineage: Eukaryota; Fungi; Ascomycota; Lecanoromycetes; Lecanorales; Parmeliaceae
Exons: 2
Coding region: 1-750 (249 amino acids)
Source: RefSeq, a predicted model, not a curated record